Rhagoletis zephyria (snowberry fruit fly) is the source of this 4351-nucleotide messenger RNA. Its product is annotated as Topoisomerase related function 4-1. Gene Ontology annotation, molecular function: mRNA binding; poly(A) RNA polymerase activity. Gene Ontology annotation, cellular component: TRAMP complex; nucleolus. NCBI's taxonomy places the organism in Eukaryota, Metazoa, Arthropoda, Insecta, Diptera, Tephritidae. Gene Ontology annotation, biological process: RNA 3'-end processing; polyadenylation-dependent ncRNA catabolic process. The record is from RefSeq and is a predicted model, not a curated record.
UGCUAAAAAUGUGAAUAGACAAUUUAUUAAAUCAUAGGAGUGGAUUUCGUGCGGUUUAAUUUUUUCGGCGAUUAUUGUUGUAUUCAAUUGAAAAUGCAUUAACUGUUUUAGCGCUGUUGUCAUUAGAAACGGUUGUAGCACGUUUAAGUUUAAUCUCGUGGAUAAAUACACAUGCUGGCGUCUGCGGUGUUUCACGUUACUGCCAAAAGUUCUACAAGGAAAUUUUUUAUUUCGUUUGUUAUACGUGUUAAAGUGCAAAACGAGUUGAAGAUAGAACAUUAGAUUGAAUUCAAGGCGCAACGCUUCGCAACGGACGACGCGAAACUCCAAGCGGAUUGCGCAUACAAUUCCCGUUCCGUGAGUAGAAGACUGCUUUGAAUGGAUCCUUUUGUCGGCUGGUUUCAAGAGGAACAGGAGGGUCCAGCAUUACGCACAUGGUGUAAAAUUUGGGAGACCACUGCGCAUGAUAUGAGCCAGUUGUUGGAACAACAAAGCCAACAAUUACAACAACUACAAAGUGUUGGUAAUAGCAAAUUGAACGGCACGUUGAGUGCACGCGAUCGGGAUUCUUUGCAAUUGCUGCUGCAGCAAGUUGGCAACGGGGGUUUUCGCAACUCCAUUUACAAUAAUAAUAAUAAUAACAAUAACAACGGUAGUAGUGGCACAAAUAGUGGCAAUACAUCCAGCAACAACUCCAUUGACUCGACGAGUAACAACGACUGCAUCACACCAGCCACCACACCAGGCGGUGGAGGCGGUGAUAUUAAUAGCACGAAAAUGCCAUCACAUGAUCGUCCAAGCUAUUAUAAUCCCUCUCGCAGGAAAAUUGGGCGUAUAGUAGAUAAUAAGGCGAGCACAUUUAACCUCAACAAAUACAUGGGUAAAUUAGUUGUCAAGUACAAAGGUUGCCCUUGGCGUGUGCCGAGCUUUGAGUAUGGACGGGGAAUUAUCGGUUUACAUCAGGAAAUCGAACAAUUUUACAAUUACGUCUUGCCCACGCCCACCGAACAUGCUAUACGCAACGAGGUAGUGCAGCGUAUAGAAGCGGUGGUACAUUCAAUAUGGCCAAAGGCGCUUGUAGAGAUAUUUGGUUCCUUCCGCACGGGUUUGUUUCUACCCACAUCGGAUAUCGAUUUGGUCGUUUUAGGACUAUGGGAGAAGGCGCCUUUGCGCACUCUCGAAACAGAACUGAUUGCUCGCGGUAUCGCUGAACCACACUCGGUGCGUGUACUUGAUAAAGCUUCGGUACCCAUCAUUAAGCUCACAGAUCGCGAAACGCAAGUCAAAGUUGAUAUUUCAUUCAAUAUGCAGUCGGGGGUGCAGUCGGCCGAAUUAAUUAAGAAAUAUAAGCAGGAAUUUCCAUUGCUGGCGAAGCUGGUGCUUGUGCUGAAACAAUUCCUGCUGCAGCGUGAUCUCAAUGAAGUUUUUACCGGUGGCAUUUCCUCAUACUCGUUGAUAUUGAUGUGUAUCAGUUUCCUGCAGUUGCAUCCGCAUCAAAUUGACCACGACAAAGCCAACUUGGGUGUGCUAUUGCUGGAAUUUUUUGAACUUUACGGACGUAAGUUCAAUUACAUGAAGAUCGGCAUAUCGAUCAAAAAUGGUGGGCGAUACAUACCUAAAGAGGAUCUACAACGUGAAAUGAUCGAUGGUCAUCGUCCGUCAUUGCUGUGCAUUGAGGAUCCCCUAACGCCGGGUAACGAUAUAGGGCGUAGCUCAUAUGGUGCUUUGCAGGUGAAACAAGCAUUUGAGUAUGCGUAUAUGUUGUUGGCAAAUGCAGUGAGUCCACUCAACGAAUUCGGUAGUAAUUGCGCCGAACGUACCAUCCUAGGACGAAUAAUACGGGUAACCGACGAUGUGAUAGACUACCGUGAGUGGAUACGAGAACACUUCGAGCAUCUUGUGGUCCCGCAUACGCCCAAUGGAAGUACAGUUAAGUUCAUUCCAUCGAUGCUGCCUCCUGGCGUUAUCACACCACCCCUGCAGCAUCAACACAUGCAUCCACUGCAGCAGCAGCAGCUGUAUCAUCAGCAACAAGUCGUGAUGGCGCAACGGUUACGAAGGAGCAGCGUUUCAUCGGGCGAAGACUCUGAAGAUAGCAAAGAAUGUGAUGUAGACUCAACGUCAUCUCCACCGAUUUCUCAGCAGCAUCUUCAACAACAGCACCAGCAACAGUCGAGCUUAGCAAUGCAGCAUUUGACUCAGCAACACCCGCAAUCCACACAGCAGCAACAGCAGCAGCAGCAGCAGUCACAAUUGCCGCCCCAGCAACAUCAGCAAUUUGCCCUGCAGCAGCAGCAGCAGCUGCAACAACAACAACAACAACAACAAAUGCACACGCAAUGUUCGCAACAGCAACAACAACAGCCGCAGCAGCUUACACAAAAGCAGCAAUCUCCGCCACGGCAGCAAAAACAGCCAUCGCCGCCGCAGCAACAAAAGCAAUUAUCCCCGCCACGACAACAACAGAUGCACACGCAACAAUCGACGCAACAACAGCAGCAGCAAGCGCAACAGAGGUUCUCCGGUACAUCAAAUCGCCGUCAACAAUUCUAUGUGCCACCUCCGAUGCAACAGCAAUAUCAACAGCAACAGCAACAGCAAAUAUCCAAAUCGUCUUCUACAGAAUCGUACACGAAUUCCACUUCCAGCUAUGUUGGAAAUAGCAACAAUAAUGGUGGCAAUAACAAUAAUAAUCGAUCACGCUAUGCACAACGUCCUUCACAACAACAAUUGCGUCAGCAACGUAUGCAACAACCAGCAAUGCGUCAACAACGUUAUAAUUCGAGAGCUGCAUCGCCGCCACCAACGUUUUCUCGUUCUGGUCCAUUGCAACGUACGACACUCACGUCUGCUUCGUCGACCAUUUCCAUAAUUUCCAUAUCAUCGGAGUCUUCAGUGGCAUCGAUAUCAUCGACGGACAGUUCUGAGUCGGCGUCAGCGUCAGCAACAUCAAAAUCUGGCCAACAACGCAACCGUGAAGGAGGCGACCGCAGAAAGAAGCACCAAUCCGGUAGCAGUAGGUCUAGUACGAGCAAAUAAAAAGGAGAUGUAUUAUCAUCAAGCGGGCUGUAUCGGUGCUGCAUAAAGCCUUGGAGUUGCAACAGCUGUCAUUGAUAAGCAUCGCCAACUCCCCACACAAACGACCACGAUCCGAAGUGGCCGGCCGGAAGGAGUAUAUCGUAAAGCAUUUCAAAAGCACAACGAAGAGUUUGUCGCGCGCGCUCAGUCUAUUUGCCCAUGCAUACACACUCAAAAUACAACCAAACCAUAUUCUAGCACACUAUUAGAAAUCUAGUAAGUUAAGUACGUGAUUAGGAACUUUAACAUAGUCCUACAGCCACUACAUUAUGCGACUGGUGGUCAAUACCUUAUACAUACACAUACACUCACAUAUAGCAGUAGUGGUAACACACUUACAUACUUACAUACAUGCAUAUUACUUGAGCGACGCUAACAAAAACACUGGGAGAAUUUCGAGAAUUUGUGCUUGCAUUAUUCUAUGUAUCUACAUAUGUAUAAUUACUGGGCUGAUGAUAUUAGUAGAAAUAGUUCAUAACCUGUGCCUAUUUUAAUGUAAUAAUUUAACAUGUAAGCAAAAAAUGCUAACUUAUAACUUAUAAAAAAGGACAGCAACAACAACAACAACAACAAAGCAUUAAUGCCACACAGAGUUAGCGAUAUGAAGCAAAUGAUAACAAUCUCAUAUCGUAUGUUGCGUAGUAGUGUUGCCAAACGAUCAGAAGAAUAGCGGUGAAAAAUGAGAUGAUAGACAUUGCUACUAGGCGAACACCCCGUAAUUCAGCCAGUUAAAAAAGAGACAGUGUGCUUAAACAAAGCAGAAAAGUUGAAGUAGAUUAUAAGAAAAGUGGAUAAGGAUUCAAUAGCAGCGAGGAAAAGAGAAUGAAAGUUAGAGAAAAUACUACAUAGAGCGAGAGAGACGAAUGCAGUACAGCAAUAUCCAUAAAAGUUAAACUUUUAACAGAUUAAAGAUAAGACAAAAAAAUACACCAGAGCGUAAGUGAUUUAAGGAAAGGUAAGCAUAUUAGUAAAACCAUAAGCAUAUUGAAUUGAAAACUAGUACAUAUAUGCUUGUUAAGAAAAGCUGUAUAGUGCACAUGGAUUAUGAUAAGCAGUGAAAAGCAAACUCUUAAAGAAGAAGAACAUGAAAAGGUUGAAAAUCAAAGUCUAUGCCGUUAUUAGUAUUUAAUUGCGCUAGAUGAAAGCUAUUAGUUGCUAAAUAGGUAGAAAACGAAUGUACAUAAAUGUAUAGAAGGAUACAUAUGUACAUGUAACUCAGUCAUAUGCUUUCAUAAUAGGAUGUAAGUUAAUUUUUCCCAUUUAAAAAAAAAAA